GCCGGGCCAUUCUGGUCUGAGACGGCCGCUCGGCUGCUCCGCGGAGCCGUCCGGGCGCGCCCAGGCCACCGCCUCCAGUCCGUUCCCCCGGCAACGCCUCGGGCCGUUCCCCCGGCAACGCGCGGCCGUUCUCAGUAGCAGGGGCCAUGGACCAGGGGUCGGGCGCCGGGCCCCACCGGGCUCGCGGCUGCCUCGGCGCGCCGUCCUGCGGAGCGCGGGCUCCGGGGGCACCCUGGGCACGCUUCUCGGCCUGGCUGGAGUGCGUGUGUGUGGUCACCUUCGACCUGGAGCUGGGCCAGGCGCUGGAGCUGGUGUACCCCAGCGACUUCCAGCUCACGGACAAGGAGGUGGGUCCCAGCCCUCUCAGGAGCAGACCUCACCCGGGGAGCAGGCCCUCACUGGCUUUCCUGUGUUUCAGAAAAGCAGCAUCUGCUACCUGUCCUUUCCCGACUCCCACUCAGGCUGCCUCGGGGAUACUCAGUUCUGCUUCCGCAUUCGUCAGUGUGGAGGGCAGAGGCGCCCCUGGCACACGGAUGACAGGCACUGUGACAGUGGGGCCCCCGUGUCUCUGCAGGCAGGUGAAGGACAGCUCUGUGAAGAGGGGCUACUUCCAGAAGUCUCUGGUGCUGGUGUCCCGCCUGCCCUUCGUCCGGCUGUUCCAGGCGCUGCUGAGCCUGGUUGCCCCCGAGUACUUCGACAAGCUGGCGCCCUGCCUGGAAGCGGUCUGCAAUGAGAUUGACCAGUGGCCGGCCCCUGUGCCGGGGCAGACCUUGAACCUGCCUGUCAUGGGAGUCGUCCUCCAGGUGCACAUCCCAUCCAGCGCAGACAAGCCUGAAUCCGGUCCUCCAAAGCAGUGCAGCCACAAGAACCUGCUGCCAGCCCCAGUCGUCCUCACCAGUGUCCAUGAGCUGGACCUGUUCAGGUGCUUCCGGCCCGUGCUGGCCCACGUGCAGCUGCUGUGGGAGCUCAUGCUUCUUGGGGAGCCCCUGCUGGUCUUGGCGCCCUCGCCCGCAGUGUCCUCGGAGAUGGUGCUGGCCUUGACCAGCUGCCUGCAGCCCCUCAAGUUCUGCUGCGACUACCGCCCCUACUUCACCGUCCAUGAUAGCGAGUUCAAGGAGUUCACGACCCGCACGCAGGCCCCACCAAGCGUGGUCCUGGGAGUCACAAACCCUUUCUUUAUCAAAACGCUCCAGCACUGGCCCCACGUUCUCCGCAUCGGGGAGCCCAAGAUGCCAGGGGACCUUCCCAAGCAGAUCAAACUGAAAAAGCCCUCAAGGCUGAAGACCCUGGACACCAAGCCAGGCCUCUACACUGCCUACACGACCUACCUCCACCGAGACAAGGCCCUGCUCAGACGACUGCUUAAGGUACCGCUGGGGGGUGCUCCGGGGGCGGGGAAGCUGGGCUCGGUGUGUGAAGGGGGCGCAGCUGGCCUGCUGUGGCUCAGCCCUCGCCCCGCCCCCCAGGGCCUGCAGAGGAAGCGGCCGUCGGACGUGCAGACUGCAGUGCUGAGGCAGCACCUCCUGGAGCUCACGCAGAGCUUCAUCAUCCCUCUGGUGGGGCCUGGCCGGCGGGGAGGAGGGCGCCGGGCUGGAGGGGCAGGCAGCAGGCUGUGGCCCAGACUCAGACUCACUCCCCUUCCCCCCCAGGAGCACUACAUGGCCAGCCUCAUGCCCCUGCAGAAGAGCAUCACGCCCUGGAAGACCCCUCCCCAGAUCCACCCCUUCCGCCAGGAUGACUUCCUGCGUAGCCUGGAGCGCUCGGGGCCCCAGCUCACCUGCCUCCUCAAGGGCGACUGGCUGGGCCUCUACAGGCGGUUUUUCAAGUCCCCCCAUUUUGAUGGCUGGUACCGACAGCGGCACAAAGAGAUGGCCCAGAAGCUGGAGGCCCUGCACCUCGAGGCCAUCUGUGAGGCGAACCUCGAGAUCUGGAUGCAGGACAAGUCCGAGGUGGAGGUCGUGGAUCUGGUCCUGAAACUUCGGGAGAGGCUGGUUCGGGCACAGGGCCACCAGCUCCCCGUGAAGGAGGCGACGCUGAAGCGGGCGCGGCUGUACAUCGAGACAGUCGUCGGCUCCCUGCCCAAGGACCUGCAGGUCGUCCUGUGCCCUCCCUAGGAUGGGGCCCAUGGCCCGGGGCCUGGCUGCCCCUCGGGGCCUGGGUCUGGCCGAGAUUCCCUCCCCCCAGUCAAGCAUGAGCUCCCCCACCCAAGCUUCCGGUUGCCCCUGGUCCCCCACCUGGCACCACCAUCAUCCCAGCAGACAAGGUGGCAUUUGGAACUACAGCCUGGCCCCUGACUGUUGGCGGAUCACGUGCUGCAGAGCCUCCCCUCCCCCUGGGCCCCACCUGCCCUCUCCAGGGUCUUAGGCAGGGGUGGGGGGCAGGCUGUGAGCCCUGCUGAUCUGAUCUGGGCCAAGGCCACACACCCCUCCAGGAGCCCAUCUGCCCAAGCCCUGCAGGCCCAGGCGUUGCAUCUGAUGCGUCCUUUAGACCCACCAGGCUGCCCAGCUCAGGACGGAAGGAGGCGGCUGACAGGCAGACCCCUCUCCUCACACAGCCCGCCCCCCGCCUGUCUUGCCUGGGGGCUGAGGGGGGAACCUCGCCUGCGGUCAUCACUUGGGAGGGGAGAAGCCGCUUUGCCCGGAGAAGAGCUGUGCCCUGUGGUUCGCUGGGAUGCCGCCAGGACCCGCGUGGCUGCCAGGCGGGUCCAGGGCAUUGUCUUUGUUCCACUCCAGGGACACCCCACUGGGCACCUUCUCCAUUCACUCUGCCCUGCGCUGCUGCUCGUCGGCUGGCAGGCCCUCGAGUCACCCCCGUGUCCAUGCAGCCCCACAGGCAGUGAGGGGCUUGGACUCUAGCCUGACCAGGCCCGCGGCCUUGGGGCACCACGCUCCUCGGCAAGGAGUGAAAGCCCCUCAGAAGGGAUCCACGCCCCCAUAUGACACUUUGGAGCACUGGGCCAAGCAGUCACGUGCUGUCAAAGGCACCAUCACAGCUCAGCGCACAGUGGCAGCUGGUGGGGGGCAGGGCAGGGGGGGAGGCGCGGACCCAGAGCUGCAGGCCUUUGGGUAAGUCCCACCGAACCCAACCCCAGAUGCCUCACCUGAGGCACAAGGCCUCGUAGAUGCCCGCGUGGGCCUUGGAGGCAACCUGAGCUGAGUCCUGGCUGAGCGAUGGGGUGCGGGAGGCAGGCCGAGCGGGGGGCUUUCCCUUCUCUCCUGAUUCCCCACAGUCCGUGUCCUGGGAUGGAGCAGUGACGCAGCCACUCCUCCCAAGCGGAGUUCGGUGGAGCUGCCAGAUGACAGAGGCGCUGGCCUCAGAGCUGCCAGCGUCGUCUUGUCCGGCCCUGACCACUGCCUAGGACAGCCCGGCGCGUCUGCAGCCUGCAGACAGCUGAGCUCGGCCUGGUGUGCGACCGCAGUCAGAGGACAGAAUCGAGGCAGCAGAGGGAGAGGCGAGCUGGAGGCCCUCAAGUGAGGAAGGACUUUGUGGCCCCAGUGCCACUUUGGAAAGUCUGCCCUGCUGUCUGGCCGUGAGGGGUGUGCCCCGGCACAUUGCACGGUCCCUUCCCUUGGCUUUCUGAGGGUGACUGCGGGUGACGGAGGGCUGCAGGGGAGCGGCUGCAAGGGGGCCUCCGCAAAGCCCUCAGGGACUUUUGCCUCCAUCGACCCAGGAAGGCACAACCUGAUUCCCCCGAAUCCUUGCAUGCUCCCUCGAGGACUGCUUGAGUCCACGCAGCAGCCCCUCACAGCGGCUUGUCCUCAGGAACACUGGUGCAGCGGGAUGUCGGGGGAGGGACGCCUGGCAGAGUGGGCAACACUGCCCAGGGUGGAAUCCAAAGCUGAAGGGUACAGGUGGGAGGAGGUCCCUCCCCUGGAGUGCCUGCGGCUGUGGGGGGGGCCUCCUCCUCACAGCCUGACCCCCCUGCCCAGACAGGGGCCUGAGGGUGCGGGCUGGGGGUGGAGUCCUGCCAACUCCAUCGUCUCCCCCAUAAGACCCCGGGUUCCCUCUCAGGAUCAGGUCAGCUCCGGCUGGGCUGAGCCUCUGUCCCCCCACCAGGCUGGGGACAGGCAGUGAGGAGGGAGGAAGGGGCAGGAAGAUCAAAAGAGGCAGACCCACCACCUACUAGAGCCCCGUGGACAGGAGGCCUGGACGGACAGGAACCAGUGGUCCAAGAGGGCGCUGUGGUCGGCGGCCAGUAUGUGAAGCCGCCUGCUUUUGGGGAUCGUGUGUGGGCCUGGUGUGGUGGCCGGGAUGGGGGUGGGAGGGCAGUGGGCUGAUGCAGGGACAGGAAGGACAGUCUUCACCCCCAAGCUUCCUGCACUCUAUUUAAAGACUCCGUUUUAGUCUGCGAUGGUGGACUUCCCACAUCUUUGGUAUUAAAAUGUCCUUCUGUGACAC
Messenger RNA from Orcinus orca (killer whale), 4398 nucleotides. It is a transcript of the gene DENND6B, whose product is annotated as DENN domain containing 6B. The transcript has 17 exons. Gene Ontology annotation, molecular function: guanyl-nucleotide exchange factor activity. The record is from RefSeq and is a predicted model, not a curated record. The coding region runs from base 147 to 2114 and encodes 655 amino acids. Lineage: Eukaryota; Metazoa; Chordata; Mammalia; Artiodactyla; Delphinidae. Gene Ontology annotation, cellular component: recycling endosome.